AUGAACAAUAAAGAGAGGAGAAGUCUUCUACCUCAACGUCUUCUUCUACCUCUCACUAUCGGCGGCGACAGCGGCGGCCUUCUUCGUCGGCGAAGUCAGCGGCGUCUUCUUCUUUCUUCUUCGUCGGCGGCGUCUUCUUCCUCGCCGCUGGGUCAGUUCAACGUCGUCGGCGGCGGGAGAUCUAACAAGCCGUCGUCGCCGUCGCAGACCUCGUCGCCGUGA
Molecule: messenger RNA, 222 nt
Organism: Linum trigynum
Lineage: Eukaryota; Viridiplantae; Streptophyta; Magnoliopsida; Malpighiales; Linaceae
Source: the annotation of a GenBank genome assembly